Molecule: messenger RNA, 1863 nt
Organism: Lycium ferocissimum
Lineage: Eukaryota; Viridiplantae; Streptophyta; Magnoliopsida; Solanales; Solanaceae
Exons: 11
Coding region: 1-1632 (543 amino acids)
Source: RefSeq, a predicted model, not a curated record
AUGAAUCCCUCAAAAAUCCAGAAGUAUGAAAUGGGAUCAGCUUCGAAGAUUGCUAAGCAUGAAUUCAUUCAACCUGGUGCCUUAGCAGCAAAGGGACGGGGAGGGAAAAGCUUAAGAGUAAUGGGCUCUUUAAGAGUUAAUGCCGAACAGAGGACUCUAAUUGCCAAAAAUAAGAGUUGUAAUACAGCAACUUCUAAGUUGAAUAUGCUAGCUGAGAAAAAUUUCAAUGUGCACCCUUAUUUUGAAGCAAUGGAAGACAAUUUCCCCCUCUAUCAAGAAGCUGAAAUGACUCAAGACGCUCAGAGAAGUGACAGAAGCGGUCGAGGACAAAGCAUAAGAGUUACUGCUGAAAAGAGGACCCCGAUUGGAAAAAAUAGAAGUUGUACUCCAGCAACUUCUAAUCUAAAUAAGCCAACAAAGAGAAGUAUCCUUGUGCCUCCUGGUCCAUUUGAAUCUCAUAAGGCAAAAAAAGUGGCUGCAGUGACUCGAGAUGUUCAGAGAAGUCCAUUUGAAUCUCAAAAGGCAAAAAAAGUGGCUGAAGUGACUCGAGAUGUUCAGAGAAGUCCAUUUGAAUCUCAAAAGGCAAAAAAGGUGGCUGAAGUUACUCGAGAUGGUCCAUUUGAAUCUCAAAAGGCAAAAAAAGUUGCUGAAGUGACUCAAGAUGCUCAGACUAGUGAAACUAGUCCAUGUGAAUCUGAAAAGACAAAUAAAGUGAGAGGAAUGAACAUUUGUAAGAAAGUUUUGCGACUGAAACCUGGAGAAAAGUUAAGAGUCACUUUCUACCAAAAUCGAGUUGUUGGGCCGAAUCACGCCUCGUUUUCUAGACACUUGGGUUUGCUAGUUCGUGAUCGUAAUAUGUGCCCGCUGCGAGUACACUCAUGGUUGGACAUCGAAGAACAUAAGCUUGAGCACAUGUGGAAAGCUGUUACUGAAAAAUUUGACAGUGAUGACAUGAUUGAUCAUAGAGGUCAUGUUCUGCAACAUAUGAGAAAACUUUGGAAUAAUUGGAGAGGAUCAUUGCACAAGAAAAUGAAAUCAAAGUCGUUGCAUGAGGUUCUAAAAGAUGAGCGGCGGGGAGUAGAAAAGAGUGAUUGGCAAUGGUUGGUCAAGGAGCAUUUCUUAUCUGAUAAAUUUAAGGAAGCAAGUACAAGAAACUCAAUCAAUAGGUCUAAGGUAGUUAUGCCUCAUCAUACGGGUAGCAAACCUUAUAGAGAGAUUAGUUACGAAAUGGGAGGCAAAGAUGGUAAUCCACCAAACAUGGCAACUAUUUUCUUUGAGACUCAUAAGAAGGACGAUGAGCUUGUCGAACCUGAAACCAUCGAAAAAUAUGCUGAAAUCCAAGAGCUGGUACAAUCUGAACCGACUCUUACUAAUAUUGAGGUAGUGGAAAGGUGCUUUGGACCUCAAUGCAAAAGUCAUGCAAUUGGAUUUGGGGGUGGGAUAACCGCUAAGGAGUUGAAAGGUGGUACCACCUCAAAGGCUGCAUUGGCGGAAGAGCUUAAAACAACUAAAAAAGAAAAGGAAUCACUACAAAAGCGCAUGGAUAUUCUGGAGAGUAAAUAUGAACGGCUUGAACGUAUAUUGGUUCGUCAGCCUUCAUCACCUCCACUAGAUCAAGAACUUGAAGAUUGAAGAAAUGUCCUCGAACAAAGUGCAGAGCAAGUUGAAGCGCAUUAUGUUUAUUGUUUUAUUAGUAUUGGUGUAGAGACGUCAUUUGUACAUAUGCUACAAUUUCCUUUUCUCAAUUUUUAGGAUUUGAUGGAUUUAUUUUGUUGGACAUAUUUAUGUUUUUCAGUAAUUAAUGUGAUGUUUAGGUUUUUGCGCCUAACAAUGAAAUUUUAUAUGAAUAUCAAUUAUUUGGUA